Trypanosoma cruzi is the source of this 2190-nucleotide messenger RNA. RefSeq lists its product as uncharacterized. The transcript has a single exon. NCBI's taxonomy places the organism in Eukaryota, Euglenozoa, Kinetoplastea, Trypanosomatida, Trypanosomatidae. The record is from RefSeq and is a predicted model, not a curated record. The coding region runs from base 1 to 2190 and encodes 729 amino acids. Gene Ontology annotation, biological process: cilium organization. Gene Ontology annotation, cellular component: cilium.
AUGGAGGAGCUUCUGGAGCGGGAGAUCGAGGAUCUCAAGCAACAGCAGCAGAAGCUCGAGCAAGAACUUAUGGCCAUAGAUGAGCUAAGCUGCUGCAUGCAGCAGAGUGGCCAGGGGGAUGUCAACAAUUCUCUCUCGAUCCCUGCCGUUUUGGAGACUGGAGGUGGUAAAGAUGCAAUUGGUGAUGGUGUGUCUUUGCGUGAGCGGAUGGCGCAGCUGGAUGAACUGCGACUGCGUUACCAGCGGGAGUCCAGUAGGGCGCUCCGGCGGUAUUUUGAUGUGGUGAGCGGUUUUCCGCAGUACCAGGCGAAGCGCGAGAGACUUCUUUGUAAUCCUCGCCCCUUUUCUUUUGAGUCCCGGGAGCUGCAGAAGGAGCAGCGAAUACGAACACGCCGGAUGGAAUCCGAGCAACGCCAGAAGGAGCAGGCGCUACAGCAGAUAUUAAACUAUCGCUUCAAGGCGAACCCCGUGCCGCCCUCCACAUACAUGAACAAGUAUGAUCUUAUGGUGGAAGAGUGGCGACAGCGGCGUGCUGCGGUGGAAGCAUUGGCCAUUGAAAAGGCCGAGCGGAUGAAGGCAGAGACGGAAUUAGUGCGUAUUUCCGCGGAGAGCAUGCGUCAGGUUCGUGAGAUUAUGGGGGUGCGGCACGAUGCGAAGGCCAAGCGUGCACAGAGCGCAGAUUUUGAGGGAAGGGACCGUCGACGUGUUGAGGAGUUACGGGAGAUCCCGCUAGAGGUUAAGAUGAAGCUGUGGCCCGCGCUGGAGGAGCACGAGCAGGUGCGGGUUGAACGCAUCAAGCAGCGUGCAGCGGAGCGAUUCAAUAUGUUGAAGGAAGAGGAGGCACGACGUUUAGCUCCGGUCGGAGCCACCUCACACGUAAAAGAGCAGCAGCAGCAUUUCCCGGCGGGGCCGAUGCCAUUGCCAGCGGUGCCGGUGGGUGGACCCAUCGAGGCAGUCGCCGCGUCGCCAACAGCGCCACAGAUGAUUCUGGUGGGUAAUGCUCCAGCAGCAACACCAGGGCCGACGACCACGCAGCCGUUGGCGCAAGCGUCACUUCCUGCGACGGGGGAGGUGGCUGGUGAGAAAAGAGCGACAUCUGCCACACAACCGCCACUGAAGAGACGUAGCCAAAGUGGUGAUAAAAGGGCGUACAAUCGCAACAUGACAUUCAAACCCCGGAUACAUGGCGGUGUACCCGAUUUUAAAAGCAUGUGGGCUGAUGAACGCUUGACGCUGGCGGAGCGGAAAAGAAAAACGCAGCCCACAGAAGUAAAAUCUUUUAAUCUGACAGUCUCCCCGAAAGAAACCGUUAUCCGGGGGCGUCCUGCGCUUCCAACGAAACGAUUUGUGUCAGCUACACACUCACGGCAGCGGAGCAGGUCUGCAGCGAGUGGGGUGAAACCCACGCAGCCGACAUCACAGCCCGUAGAAAAGGAUAAGAAACUCGUUCCAAAGGGGACUCGGGCCCACGCAAUACGCACGCGUGCGGUGUUUAUCAAGUAUCUUCGCGCAGCCGAGACCGAUGCGUCUCGGGAAAGUAACCGGGAUGACCUGAAGGCCAUACGUGAAGGCCACGAACGACAAAAGGUUGUGAAUGCACGGCUGAAGGAGUACUUGAGAGGUACUUCCACGAACACGGACGCCAUCAUCAAGAAGAAAGUGCGAGCACUACGACAACGAAGCCGUGAAAUGGAGAAGGAAGCCUUUGAAAGACUUGUGGAAAUGCGGAUGCGUGUGGCUCAGAUACCACCCAUUUUUGUCGAACCCACUCAUUUACACGAUAUUGCAAAGACCCGUGCGGAGACAGAAAAGGAAAUUAUACACAUGUUGGAGGAGACGGGCAUGAACGUUGGCACCCUGGCCACCAUUCUGACUGCUGGGGGAAAUGAGGCCUCGAGCACCAGCAACGUGAAUGCUGUAGAGGCCGCCACGAGUACUCCCGAUACAGGGGCCGUCACGGCGGUAGAAACAAAGACUGAGGAGAAAUCAAAGUUAGAUGUGACUUCCACAAGGGAGGAGCGAGUGAGAAGUGUUGGUGACAGUUCGGUUAGCGAUUCUCCUAGUGACGGUAGCACUGAUUUUAGCAGGAGCGGCAGUAGUAGUAGUAGUAGGACUGGGGCUCCUAAAGAGAAGAGUGACUACGAUGAUGAUUUUGAAGCCAGCACCAACUCUUCAACAAUAUCGUUAUGA